Mugil cephalus (flathead mullet) is the source of this 2752-nucleotide messenger RNA. It is a transcript of the gene qsox2, whose product is annotated as quiescin Q6 sulfhydryl oxidase 2. Gene Ontology annotation, cellular component: Golgi membrane. NCBI's taxonomy places the organism in Eukaryota, Metazoa, Chordata, Actinopteri, Mugiliformes, Mugilidae. The transcript has 13 exons. The record is from RefSeq and is a predicted model, not a curated record. Gene Ontology annotation, molecular function: protein disulfide isomerase activity; flavin-dependent sulfhydryl oxidase activity. Gene Ontology annotation, biological process: protein folding. Bases 324 to 2249 code for a protein of 641 amino acids.
ACGAGCGAAAACAAGUCACAGAAUUUACCCAUCUAAAGUUCUUGUUUUCUUAAAAAAAUAUUAUUUAUUUUUACAACGACUAUAAAAAAUCUAGAUGUAAACUGCUCGUUCUGUGAGGGACACGCUGAAGUUGUGUUUUAUUAACUGAAGUAAUCGCAGCUCUUGUUUCCAGGCUGCUGGUGCCGUGUUUUCCGGGUCAGAGUGGGACGUCUGUCCGCGCCUCUCUCUGAAUCAGCGGGGAUCCUCUCUCAUGUCUCCCCGGACCCCUCGGCUCCUUUCCGGCUGCACAUCUCCGCUUCUCCGGCCGCCUGCUCUCGGCAGGGAUGCUCCGGCUCUGGCUCAAAGCAGCGGUCGUCCUGUGGCUCGCUCCCCGCGCAGAGGGAGGCUCAGCCCGGCUGUACACGGAGCAGGACCCGCUGGUGAUCCUGAGCAGCAGCAGUCUGAAGCCCACCGUCACUAACUCGUCGUCGGCCUGGUUGGUCCAGUUCUACUCGUCCUGGUGCGGACACUGCAUCCAGUACUCCAGCACAUGGAAGGCUCUGGCCCAGGACGUCAAAGCCUGGCAGGAAGUGGUGGGCGUGGCCGUGCUGGACUGCGCUCAGGAGGAAAACUUCGACGUGUGUAAAGAGUUCAGCAUCAAAUUCUACCCGACGUUUAAAUUCUUCAGAGCCCACAGUCCUCCCACAGACACAGGGACCCCUCAUAGAGGUGCAGACAGAGAGAUCCAGUCUGUCCGUCAGCUGAUGAUCAACAUCCUCCAGAACCACACUAGACUGGACUGGCCUCAGCGUUGUCCCCCAUUACGUCCAUACAGUUCUGCUGAGCUGCUGCCUCUGCUGGGUCAAAGGUCCGACCACUACACCGCCAUCAUCGUGGAGGAGCCGGACUCGUACCUGGGACGAGAGGUGAUCCUGGACCUGCUGCAGUACUCAGGGGUCCAGGUGAAGCGGGCUCUGAGCUCAGAGCUCCCCCUGCUGGACGCCCUGAAGAUCACAGCCCUGCCCUCCAUCUACCUGCUGAGGCCCAACGGGACUCACGCUCACCUGCACAGUGAGAAGCGGCAGCGGUUCUUCUUCUCCUCCUUGUUGAGGGCGUUGCCGGGGGUGCAGCGAGUCGGGAGGGGGGACAGCAUCAGUACCGGCGUCGGCCAUGAGGAGGCAGCGGUGGCGCCGUGGAGAGACUUCGACAGGUCGAAGGUGUACCUGGCUGAUCUGGAGUCAGGGCUGCACUACCUGCUGAGGGUGGAACUGGCUACCCACAAUGCACUGGAGGGGGAGGAGCUCAGGGUCUUCAAGGACUUUGUCAUGCUGGUCGCCAAGUUGUAUCCAGGCGGCGUGGGCGGAGCCUCGGUGGUGAAGCUGAUGGAGACGCUCUCUGAUUGGCUGCUGGGUCUGCCGCUGCAACCAAUCCCCUACCAGGCCGUCCUGGACCUGGUCGACAACAAGAUGAGGAUCUCAGACGUGUUCCUGGGGGCGGAGGUUCGCUGGGUUGGUUGCCAGGGCAGCAGGGCGGGGCUUAGAGGGUACCCAUGUUCCCUCUGGACUCUGUUCCACGUUCUGACGGUUCAACACGAGACGUCCCCCCACGCUCUGGACAACACAGGUCUGGAGGUGGAGGCGGCCCCGGUGCUUCAGGUGAUGCGUCGCUACAUCAGGACGUUCUUCGGCUGUGAGGAGUGCGGACGCCACUUUGAGGAGGCGGCGGCUGAAAGUCUGGAGGACGUGAGGAGCAGAGAGGAGGAGGUGCUGUGGCUCUGGAGGCAACACAACAGAGUCAACGACAGACUGGCUGGUUCUCUCAGUGAUGACCCUCUCUUCCCCAAAGCUCCAUGGCCAAGCCCCUCCCUCUGCGCCUCCUGCCAUGAGGAGAGAAAUGGAGUCCACAUCUGGAACCGGGACAAUGUCCUCCUCUUCCUCCGUCACCACUACGGCGUCUCCAACCUCUCCCCCAGAUACUCCCUGACUCCCCCCCGACUCCCUGCUCCUCCCCCUCCUCAGCCUCAGCAGGAGCAGGGGGGAGGAGGAGCAGGAGGAGCAGGAGGAGGAGGAGCAGGAGGAGGAGGAGCAGGAGGAGGUGAGGGAGGAGGAGGAGCAGGACUGUGGAUCCUGGGUGUGGGUUUCAACAGUGUGGACAUGUCUCUGUGUGUCGUCCUCUACGUCUCCUCCUGCCUCGUCCUCAUGCUCCUCUUCUUCUUCUUCAAAGUCCGGUCCAGGAGGUGGAAACUCAGACACUCACGGCUCCACGUCUGAGACCGGACUAGACCAGACCGGACCGGACCGGACUAGACCAGACCGGACCGGACCGGACUGGACCAGACCGGACUGGACCAGACCAGACCAGACCAGACCAGAGUACAUUAGACUGGACUGGACUCCAGAACCAGAACUGUUCUCUGAACACCAACACGGAGCCAAUCAGCUGUUUAGUACCGCCCACUUUUACUGACUCUGAUCAGCAGAACCAGAACCAGAACCAGACUGGGUCUGGAUUGUAGACCUGGUUGUAGGUCUGGAUUUAUUUAUUGCUGCAGACUCAGACUGGAUCCCCUGAGUCGGACCAGGUUCAUGUCCCAGAAUCCCUCAGGAGGGACACGUCAGAACUGGAUCAUAGAGUUCACAUUGUGCCAAAUGUUUCCUGGUCCUGGAUCUGGAUCUGGACCUGGUCCUGGACCUGGACCUGGUCCUGGAUGAGGUCCAGGUUGUUUACUGUGAUGUCAGCUGAUCUGAUGUAAAUAAAGUUUUAAUCAAUAAAA